This is a messenger RNA of Xenia sp. Carnegie-2017, 990 nucleotides long. Its product is annotated as tetraspanin-9-like. Lineage: Eukaryota; Metazoa; Cnidaria; Anthozoa; Malacalcyonacea; Xeniidae. The transcript has 8 exons. The coding region runs from base 135 to 794 and encodes 219 amino acids. Gene Ontology annotation, cellular component: membrane. The record is from RefSeq and is a predicted model, not a curated record.
AUAUAUAUAUAUAUAGCAACGUCAAUAACCGCGAAUAGGCGUUGUUUUACUCAUCAAAAGACAUCAACACAACUGUGCAGUUUCUGGCGAGUAAUUUCCUCAUUUUGUUCUUCGUCUGAAGGUUUUAGUGAAAAAUGUGUGGGUACACGUGCAUCAGAUAUUUGGUCUUUUUCUUCAAUUUUAUUUUCUUUCUCGCUGGCGCAGGUUUAAUUGGAACUGGAGCGUACUUAAAACUUGAGGAUGACGAUUACCUUGAUCUUUGUGACAAAUAUUCUUGGGCCACUGGUGCAAAUCUCCUAUUGGCUGUUGGAGCUGUCGUUUUGAUCAUUGCUUUCUUUGGUUGCUAUGGCGCAUGGAAACAGAACUCCUGUUUUCUGGGAAUAUUCUUCGUUCUAUUGUUGAUCGUUUUCGUUUGUGAAAUUGUUGCUGGAGUCAUAGGUGGCGUAGAAAGAUCUAAGGUUGAGGAUGAACUGAGACAAUGUUUAAACGGAACAUUUGUAGAAAACAUUAAAGGUUCUCCAAAAUUUCAAGGUCAUUGGAACAAAUUUGAAGAAAAGUAUAAAUGCUGUGGAAUUGAAGAUUCUGGAGACUAUACCGACAAGAACGCCACUGCCCCUUGUGUAAAUGCAUCAUAUAAUAGUACGGGAUGUUAUGAUAAGAUCAAAACUGAACUUGAGGACAAUCUAGAAGUUGUUCUCGGAGUUGGUAUUGGCUUUGCUAUGAUUCAGAUCUUGGGUUUAAUUAUGUCGAUGUAUUUGAUCUGUCAAAUAAAGAAAGGCGGAGAAACAAUUUAGACAUUGAAGACUUACGUGAAUUAUCAAAUGAAUGUUUCGUUAAUAUAACUAUCAAUUUUUGCACACGCUCUCUCCAAGAGCAUUAAGACGUUAUUUCUUAGAUUUAUUUGAUGUAUUUUCCAAUGUUAUGUACACACUCUCAAAAUAUCAUACUUUUGUAAAUGCGUAUGUACAAGUAUAGUUUAGUCACACUUCA